AUGACGAAGAGGUGUGUGGACGACGACAGGACGCUAGCCAAGUUCGAGAUAUUAUCUUUCGGGAUAUUCUCCUUCGGCUUCUGCUGCUUCUUGGCUCAGGACGACGACAGGACGCUGGCCAAGUCGAGAUAUUCUCCUUCGGGAGAUUCUCCUUCGGCUGGCUGCUGCUUCUUGGCCCGGGACGACGACAGGACGCUGGCCAAGUCGAGAUAUUCUCCUUCGGGAGAUUCUCCUUCGGCUGGCUGCUGCUUCUUGGCUCAUGACGACGACGGGUCACUUGCUGGCCAACUUCGGGACUUCUUCUCUUCGGAGAACCGCUGCCCGCUGUUGGCCCACCGGGACGACGGGACGCUGGCCAAUUUCGUGAUCUUCUCCUUCAUCCGCCUUUGGCUCUUGGCUCAUGACAACGAUCGGGACACUGACCAGCAGCUGCACACUCUUCGUCAUCCGCUGGUCUUCAAUUUGCUUCAAUUCGGAUUUCCCCACGAUUAA
Messenger RNA from Caenorhabditis elegans, 492 nucleotides. RefSeq names its product Protein kinase domain-containing protein (gene C33C12.11). The record is from RefSeq and is marked reviewed. NCBI's taxonomy places the organism in Eukaryota, Metazoa, Nematoda, Chromadorea, Rhabditida, Rhabditidae. The coding region runs from base 1 to 492 and encodes 163 amino acids. The transcript has a single exon.